AUGAAGUGGCACAUCCUCUUCUUUGCCGGCCUCGCCGUGGCCGCUCCGAUCGUUGACAAUGGUCCUGCUGCUCCUCCAGAGUCGUCCUCGAAGGCUGUGACCUCUUUACUUGGCUCACACUACUAUACAGCAUCGGCGAAGGCUCCGCCGGCCCCUGGCCCGACAUCCAAGGAACCGGCCCCGGCCCCUCCCGCAAAGUCUCCUGAGCCCUCCCCACCUGCAAAGUCUCCUGAGCCCGUGCCUACCAGCAAGUCGGCUCCGGCCCCGGCCCCUCCCGCGAAGUCGCCUGAGCCUGUGCCUACCAGCAAGUCGGCUCCGGCCCCGUCACCUCCCGCGAAGUCGCCUGAGCCUGUGCCUACCAGCAAGUCGGCUCCGGCCCCAUCCCCUCCUGCAAAGUCGCCUGAACCUGUGCCUACGAGCAAGCCGUCGCCGGCUCCGACCCCGUCCCCGCCUGCAAAGUCCCCCGAGCCUGUGCCCACCAGCAAGCCGUCGCCGGCUCCGGCUCCGUCCCCUCCUGCAAAAUCUUCUGAGCCUGUGCCGACCUCCAAGCCCGCGGCACCUCCUGCAGUGCCGACGCCCAAGGCUUCUCCUCGAGCUUUCCGUGCGUAG
Sporothrix schenckii 1099-18 is the source of this 609-nucleotide messenger RNA. RefSeq lists its product as uncharacterized. The record is from RefSeq and is a predicted model, not a curated record. Lineage: Eukaryota; Fungi; Ascomycota; Sordariomycetes; Ophiostomatales; Ophiostomataceae. Bases 1 to 609 code for a protein of 202 amino acids. The transcript is spliced from 3 exons.